GUAACCAGGCAACUAUCUAUUAUGUAACUUUAAAUUUUCACUUUGGCUCUCAAAAUUUAAAUCCACUACUUUUAAUAUUCUACAUAACAAAGUAGCAUUGAUUCAUAUAAAUUUCAACUAAAAUGUUCUUUAAAAUAUCUGAGGAGUAUGAGACGAAAAUGCCUUCUAUAAAAGAAAAGUAUGCAGAUGUGCAAAUUUUACUACUUGACAUAGCUGAACAAAAGCGACUCAGUGAAGAUGAAGUUUUCUUUAUCAAAGGAUUGCUGGAAGAACAAGCUACAGUGAUUAAUAUUUUAAAAGGAGAAAAUUUUCAAAUGAGAGAGAAACUGCCUGAGUUGCAGCCACUUCACCAAGAGUUUGCCAGCUACAAACAGGAUGCUACUGAAACGAUCCUGACACUCAACAACAAACUGAAUGAGACACAGCUCAAAGUUCUGGACCUUGAGAAGAAACUGACUAAGUUCGGUGUUGACAUUGUCUUCCUGGAAUCUUCCAAAACAAAAGAGCUGGACAGUUUGAACCAUCAGUGGAAGGACAAAUUAAAAGAAAUGGACAGCCAGUUCAAAAAAAUCAUAGACGAACUUGUAAAGAAACAUUGUGAGGUCAAGAAAGGUUACGAAACUGUGAUUCAUGGCCUUAAAGAGCAAAUAGCACACAAGGAAGCAGAGGUAGCAUGGUGCCAACUGAUGAUGAGGGAGCGAGACACAAACAUUGACAAGGAAAUUGGAAAUCUCAAAAAGGAGCUAGAGGUGGCUUCGAUGAAAAACCAAGAGCUCUUACAACAACGGGUAACUUUGAUUAUUCCUACAAUUUCUUUCUACCACUUAAUUUACACAUGCUAAACAACUUUUAGAGUG
Molecule: messenger RNA, 857 nt
Organism: Homalodisca vitripennis (glassy-winged sharpshooter)
Lineage: Eukaryota; Metazoa; Arthropoda; Insecta; Hemiptera; Cicadellidae
Exons: 6
Coding region: 123-842 (239 amino acids)
Source: RefSeq, a predicted model, not a curated record